ACUUUCUGUGCUUUUGCCUGCUCCUGCGGCGGAAGUCUCCCCAGCUCCGCGGGACGCGCUAGCUAGCGCGUAUGUUUGCUGACUGUUGUGCUUGCUACGUCGGCCUGGCUCUCCGCGCUGGUCGUUUCCGUGGCCUCGGUCGCGUCCUUGUCAGGUCCCUUCAUGCCCUGACCCCGGCCCGUACUCCUCGGAGACCCCCUCCUCCAGUCCCGGGAGCAUUUUCCUCAGUCCCUCCCCCACCCUCCCGCGCCUCCCUGGCCCGUUCUCCACAGGGCCCCCCAUCUCUCCAGUCCCGGGCCUCUUCAGAGCUCCCCACCUUCCUCGGCGCGUCCUUUUCAGCACUGCUCCCCCUACCCCCCGCCCGUUCUCCUGAGAGCCCCUCCAGCCCUUCACUCCCUCCCUGUCUUCCUUUGGCUCCCCGCCCCCGGGUAGGAUGGGGGACAACACUAGCCCCAUCAGCGUGAUUUUGGUGAGCUCGGGGAGCAGGGGCAAUAAACUGCUGUUCAGGUACCCCUUCCAGAGAAGCCAGGAGCACCCGGCCUCCCAGACAAAUAAGCCUUUUAGCAGAUAUGCUGUCAACAACACAGGAGGAGAUCACGCUGAGGACCAGGAUGGUGACUCCAGCGAGCCAUGUCCUUCAACCGAUGAGCAAUUGGUUGCAGGGUUUUCAGAUGUCAUUCUGGCAACAAUUUUGGCAACCAAGUCUGAAAUGUGUGGCCAAAAAUUCGAACUGAAGAUUGAUAAUGUGCGGUUUGUUGGGCACCCGACACUCCUGCAGCAUGCGCUGGGGCAGGUCUCUAAAACAGACCCAUCCCCGAAGAGGGAAGCUCCCACCAUGAUUCUUUUUAAUGUGGUAUUUGCACUGAGGGCCAAUGCGGACCCCUCGGUGAUCAACUGCCUACACAACCUUUCCCGGCGCAUCGCUACCGUGCUGCAGCACGAGGAGCGCCGCUGCCAGUACCUCACGCGGGAGGCCAAGCUGAUCCUGGCGCUGCAGGAUGAGGUGUCUGCUGUGGCUGAUGCAAAUGAUGGUCCUCAGUCCCCGUUCCAUCACAUCCUGCCCAAGUGCAAGUUGGCCAGGGACCUCAAAGAAGCUUAUGACAGCUUGUGCACAUCUGGCGUUGUGCGGCUGCACAUCAACAGCUGGCUGGAGGUGAGCUUCUGCCUGCCCCACAAGAUCCACUAUGCUGCUGCAAGCCUCAUCCCGCCUGAGGCCAUCGAGCGGAGCCUGAAGGCCAUCCGCCCGUACCAUGCCCUGCUGCUGCUCAGCGAUGAGAAGUCCCUGCUGAGUGAGCUCCCGCUCGACUGCUCCCCAGCCCUGGUGCGUGUGAUCAAGACCACAUCUGCUGUGAAGAACCUGCAGCAGCUGGCUCAGGACGCAGACUUGGCCUUGCUGCAGGUUUUCCAGCUUGCAGCUCACCUGGUAUACUGGGGCAAGGCCAUCAUCAUCUACCCACUGUGUGAGAACAAUGUCUACAUGCUUUCUCCCAACGCCAGCGUGUGUCUGUACUCCCCACUGGCCGAGCAGUUCUCCCACCAGUUCCCGUCUCAUGACCUGCCAUCUGUUCUUGCUAAGUUCUCCUUGCCUGUCUCCUUGUCAGAAUUUAGGAACCCCCUUGCUCCCCCUGUGCAGGAGGUCAUACAUGCCCAUGGUACACCCUUAUUUCCAUGCCUGGUCAGCCAUCCCCUCCCAGGAGGGGACCACCCAAAGAUGUGCAAGCGGGUGUGUGUGUCUGAGAACAUGGACACCAUCUGCGUGCAUUUUCCUGCUCACCGGAGUUGGAGCUCCACCCGCACAGGGCUUCUCACUGCUCCUAGUCAGACCCAGCUCAUUCAGAUGGUGAUAUGGAUGCUGCAGCACAGGCUCCUCGUCCAGCUGCACACCUAUGUUUGCCUGAUGGCCUCGCCCAGUGAGGAUGAGCCCCGCCCACGAGAGGACGAGGUCCCCUUCACCACCAGGGUCGGCGGUCGCAGCCUCAGCACACCCAAUGCCCUCAGCUUUGGCUCCCCAACCAGCAGUGACGACAUGACGCUCACUAGCCCCAGCAUGGACAACUCCAGCGCAGAGCUUCUCCCCAGUGGGGACUCCCCGCUGAACAAGAGGAUGACAGAAAACCUGCUGGCCAGCCUGUCGGAGCAUGAGCGGGCAGCCAUCCUCAGUGUUCCCGCAGCCCAGAACCCUGAGGACCUCCGCAUGUUUGCCAGGCUCCUGCACUACUUCCGUGGUCGCCACCACCUAGAGGAGAUCAUGUACAAUGAGAACACUCGGCGCUCCCAGCUGCUCAUGCUCUUUGACAAGUUCCGGAGCGUGCUGGUGGUGACCACCCACGAGGACCCGGUCAUCGCCGUCUUCCAGGCACUGCUCACAUAAGCCUACACCGAGGCAGGCUGCUGCAGUGGGAAUGGGGUUGGGGGGCCACUGACAGCUCCCCACCCCAGGGCUUUCUCCCUACCCAGCCUGAGUCCUCUUAGCCCAGAAGCUCAAUUUCAGCCUAGUUCAGCAGCCUCUGCAGUCUUAGUCUCAUGUAGUUCUCAAAACAGUCCCAGUGUCUCUGAGCUGAGAAGCUGAGGCUCUGAGCUGCGGGGAGUGUCCAGGACUCAUGUUCUUAGUGAGGCCUGCGUGCUUCCCAUACAGGUUUGGGCCACACAUUUCUCUGACCUUCUCCCCAACCCUCCAGUACCCUGGCCCCCCCCCACCCCCCCACCCCUGCCCGCCCUGCUGCCCUUCCAAGAUUGUGAGGGCUGAGUGUCUGGUCCAUCCUGUAACUUACUUGCUGUGUGCCUUUCCUGGCCUGGCCCUUACCACAGUCCUGUAUUAGCCACCAGGAGGCUCAUGGCUCAGCCGUCAACCCACUUUGCCACCUGAGGCACGAGGGCCUGGUGAAUGUGCUGCUUACCCAGCUCCUCCUUGGGAGUGGGUCUGCACUGGCACUUAGUCCUCCCUCAUAUGGAUGCAGUGGGGGGCAUGCAUCAGGCCUGAGGAAGGAAGCAUCCACACUGGGCCUGGCUCUAGGUACCCUGCUGCACAGAUGUGCUCCUGAUCUCCCUCCUCAUUCUGGAGAAGGAACUGACCACUGAGGGAGGCUCUGGUUGGGAUGCAGGCAUCACUGUUUUCUAGAAAUGAAGCAUUUAUUUGUUUUUUAAACAAUUAAAAAGCCUGUCCUGAGCAGGCCAUUGCUCAG
Molecule: messenger RNA, 3182 nt
Organism: Pteropus alecto (black flying fox)
Lineage: Eukaryota; Metazoa; Chordata; Mammalia; Chiroptera; Pteropodidae
Gene: NPRL3
Product: NPR3 like, GATOR1 complex subunit
Exons: 15
Coding region: 434-2371 (645 amino acids)
Biological process (GO): TORC1 signaling; positive regulation of autophagy; negative regulation of TORC1 signaling
Cellular component (GO): GATOR1 complex
Source: RefSeq, a predicted model, not a curated record